GGGCCUUAACGAGAACACGACUCGCCUUGUUGUGUGUAUUCCCGUGCUCGCAUCGCCAUCUUGUUGCAAUCCUAUUUUUUACGUAUGCGAGGAUCUACUUUGCGUUCGCCCGGAUUAAAAAUUGACCGUCUGCUUUCAGGAGAAACGCAGCGGACGAGGAGCUCGGGCCUGCGGGUGUGAACCGUGCACACGGCGCUUCCUACCGGGACACUAUCUACCCCCCCUCGGUCUUUUUCCUCCUUUCGUCCCGGGCCACCGGGUCGCCUGCCGUGAGGGUUUACGCGCAAUGAGCAUCGAUACACUUUUGGAGGCGGCCAGAUAUCUGGAAUGGCAAGCCCAGCAACAACAGAUCACACGUGAGGAGGAGCAGCGCAACGACAAGGAGCUCCUCAAAAGGGAGGAGGAGUCAAGGCGAGUGGAACUUGUGACCUCGUCGUCUCAGCCAGUCAGAGCCAACCACGUCACUUGGGGCGAUGACGCUCACCGCCAACAGUCGCAUCACCUUCCCGCCCCUCCGCCCCCCUCUCUCCCACCUCCUCAAGUCCCCAUCGCUGUCAUCCCAAUGGUUCCAGUUGUCACCGCGACGCCCUCGGUCCCACGCCUUCCCCUCACAACGCAGAUUGCUGCGGCGGCAACUUCCCUCAACGGCUCGCCACCAGCCAAGAACGCUUCCUCCCCUCCACAGCAGCAGCAGCCGGCCUCUCCUCACUUGUUGUGCACCCCCCAGAUAAAGGUAGAGACUGCCCAACUAAAGGUAGAGACUGCCCAGGUUAAGUUGGAGACUACCCCGAUUAAGGUAGAAACUGCCCCCAUUAAGUUAGAGACUAGUCCGCAGCUGAUUGAUGCAAAGCCCAGCCAAUCACAGCCUCAGGUUCAGAUUCAGUACUCAACCUCCAUCAGCACUAAUGGCUCUGGCUCUCAACAUGCACUGGUUCCCCAUCAAGCUCCACCUUCAUCUCAGCCGCGGCCUAAUGGAGUGACGAUGGAGGACCUGAGGGGGAUGGAAGGAAAGAGGAGACCAGGAGGAGCGGGGACUAGAGAGGUGCAUAAUAAACUGGAGAAGAACAGACGAGCGCACCUCAAAGAGUGUUUUGAGACGCUGAAGAAGAACGUUCCAAAUGUCGAUGAGAAGAAAACCUCCAACCUCAGUGUUCUCCGCAGUGCUUUGCGUUACAUACAGACUCUGAAGCGUAAGGAGAAGGAGUUUGAGCACGAGAUGGAGCGUUUGGCCAGAGAGAAGAUCGCCACACAGCAGCGGCUGGCUGAGCUUAAGAACGAGCUCAGCCAGUGCAUGGACGCCAUCGAGAUCGACAGAGUCCUCCGACAGACCAUCCAGCCGGAGGACGACCAGGCCUCCACGUCCACAGCCUCAGAAGGAGAAGACAACUUUGAGCAGGACAUUGACGAGGAUGUUCCCGCUCCCCCUGCUACCACGUCCCUCCCCAAACCAACACCUCCCAUCUUACAAGCCCAGCCGCUCCUCACCCCCCACCUAUCAAUCCAGCACGCCACCCUGCCUCUCUCUGGAGUCCUGACCACGCCCUCCCCCUCUGCUCCCCCUCAAGCCAUCGCGCCUGCUCCGGCUCCAGGUCCGCCCCCUCCGCAGCCUUCCCAUGCCAUUCAGCAGCCAGCAAUGCAGGUCCAGCCCACCGUCAUUGCUCAUGCCGCCGUCUCCCACCCUUCAGUCAUCCAGGCUGUCAAUCACGGCCUUCCAGCUAAUCACCUCAAACACCUAACGCACAUCGCCCCAUCACCCGGCCCCACCACCUCCAUUCCCCAGCCAAUUGCAGCAGCACCAGCUGCCGCCACUCACCAGCCGAUAGCCGCCCAGCCCAUCGGACACAUCACCGUCCACCCGGUGGCUCACCUUGGAGGUCCACUGCCAUCCCACCUCCCGACUCUCUACCCCCAGGGCGUGUCUGUCUCCCAGCCCACCAUGGUGGGCCACAUCACCCACACUUUCGCCCAUCACACCUUGCCGCACGUCCAGGCGAAUCCUCAAGCUAACACUAAUGGAGCCCAGGUGAACAGCGCAGCCAUGAUCAGCCAGGGCAGCCCGUCGUUAGGAAAGCCCACAGCAGUGCUGGCCCCCCACCCCCAGCUGGUUGGACAGGCUGCCGUCCUCAACCCUGUCACCAUGGUUACAGUCCCAACGUUCCCUGUCAGUACACUCAAACUGGCCUGAAAGAGUAAAAAAAAAAAAGUGGGACGGAUGGAAUUCAGUUGAAGGAGAGAAAGAUUCAGAACUUGGAUGAGUUUAUACACUCCUAUCAAUAAUCAAUAGCAGAGAGUCUCUGAUCGACACCUGAAAAUUUACAAAACAUCAACUGUUGUUUUGGACAACAGCUCUGUUAGUUUGUGAACAAUAACGUGAAAGCGGAGUCAGUGGGUCAGGCCAUUGUUCGUGAAAAUAAGACUGUGACAUUUGUCUGCGCUGCAAAGACAGGAACUCUGUUUUACCUUCCUUCCUUGCCUUCUUCCCUCCUUCCUCUCCUUCCUUCCUUCCUCCUCUCCUUCCUUUACAACCAGAAGCACUAACAUAAUAAGCUCAGUUCACACUCAGGCAUCAAGGACUUACCUUAACGAUUCAUUAACUCAUAGAGGGAAAACGCACGAGAGAAAGAGAGAGUUGUUUGUCGUUCGGCUGUUGCCAUGGUGAUACAGUAUGUGCCCGUUUUUGUAUUCAUAAUCAUGAUGUCACAUGGGACCUUGUGGUGGAAUAAUGUCACUGAUGUGGUUGAGAGCAGGAGGAGGGAGCUUGGUCGUCUCACUGAUCUGAAUCAGUUACAGACUGGCGUGAUCGAGUGUGACGUAGACCACAUUACAUCGUCAGCUCAAGAGUCUCAGUUUCUGAUGCAGUUCUUUAUUGUUUGACGUCAGGAAACUGUACCAUGACAGGAAAGUUACUAAUUUAUAUUUCCGUCAUUUUUUACUUUUGCUUUUGUUUUCGAUUUUACUCCAUCAAGUGAUUGUUUGGCCAUCUAUCUACCUUUAAAUGAAGGUUCCUCACUGCUGCACCUGCCACCUCACACCUCACACCUUGCAGA
This is a messenger RNA of Epinephelus moara (kelp grouper), 3047 nucleotides long. RefSeq names its product MAX network transcriptional repressor b (gene mntb). The transcript has 6 exons. Gene Ontology annotation, biological process: regulation of transcription by RNA polymerase II. The record is from RefSeq and is a predicted model, not a curated record. Gene Ontology annotation, molecular function: RNA polymerase II cis-regulatory region sequence-specific DNA binding; protein dimerization activity; DNA-binding transcription factor activity, RNA polymerase II-specific. NCBI's taxonomy places the organism in Eukaryota, Metazoa, Chordata, Actinopteri, Perciformes, Serranidae. The coding region runs from base 287 to 2185 and encodes 632 amino acids.